AUGGCCAUCAAACUGUUCAAAUGUAUCCCCGGCAAGAAGCCUCAUUACAAACUUUAUUACUUCGAUGCCAGAAAUUUGGCUGAACCCAUUAGACAGAUCCUAGCCUAUGCCAAAGUGGAGUUUGAGGACGUCCGAGUGACUCCCGAGGAGUGGCCAGAACUCAAACCCAAACUUCCCUAUGGCCAGAUGCCCGUUCUGGAGAUCGAUGGAAAACAAUUGGGAGAGAGCAGUGCGAUUGCCAGAUUCUUGGCUGAUAAAUACAGUAAGUGUAACAUAUCUUAUAGCUUGUAAUCAAAAUGUUAAAUAAUCAUCAAAUUUUAGAACUAUCUGGCCGCAAUGAAUGGGAAAAGGCCAAAGUCGGCGAAUUGGCCGAGAUUCUGAAGAACUUCCGCUCUGAAUUGACUCCUUGGCUUUACAGCAAGGUCGGAUUUACGGAUGCUGACAAGGUAAGCGUGCUGCGGCCGUAAAAUUUCUUAAAUUAAUUUUUGUUGGAGCACAUUUCUUCGCCGAGGCUGAAAUCUCUUUGGAUUUUGCUGAAACCACCUAGAAGGAGAUGAAAAUAUAUUUUUUAUAAUUCUCCCAUUGAUCUGUUAUUUUUGUAUUGUUAAAUCAAUUUUAACGUCAAUUUCUUCAGGCCGACGAGCGUUUUGAGUCCGUGGCCAAGCCCGUAACCAAGAAAUAUUUUGACAUUUUCUCCCAAUUCCUCCGAACUCAUCAAGGCGGCUUCUACAUUGGGAACAAGGAGACGUACGUCGACCUGGCGAUCGCGGAUUACAUCUUUACCAUCAACAAGAAUGCCCCCGAACUGUUGGCCGAGCAUCAGGAUCUUCUCCAGCACGUCGAGAGAGUCCAGAAUCUCCCUCAGCUCAAGAAAUACAUCGAGGAUCGUAAGGAUUCCCCUAUAUAAUCUCCCUUUUCCCACUCUCACAUCCGUUAAAGUGCCUCGAGAUCAGAGUUUUAUACUUCAUGGAUCAUAUCGAAUACUGCCGAGCUCUCGUCCUAUGUUGCUGACAUUAAGUUACCGUAAUCUUUUUUUACUAUAGUAAUAAAUCUUAAUCAACGUGCUAAAUAUGCUCAUAUUUUUAAAUGAAAAUAUUUUUACUCAAACUCGAAGACAAAAACAAGUUCUUAUUCCGGAUUUUGAUCAAAAUCAGCCGAAAUUUUAAUGAAACAAUUUAAAAAUCGCCGCUUUCAAGGGCGAAGCUUAUGAAUUACUCAAGUUUUUACUGCCGAGUAAUUUUAUUAGUAAUUGUUAUUUUAUGGGUAUUCGUGACCGUAUUUUAUGUCCUAAAACAAGGAACAAACGAUGGAAAGUUGACUGAUGCUGACAAUGAAAGGAUUCUUUACAGAGAAGUAAGUAGUUUGCAACCCUUGACGGGGUGAACAGUGCUUUUUCGAAAGUUUAGAUUACUCUUUUCAUCUCAGAGACAUCCUUGGCAAUAA
Molecule: messenger RNA, 1443 nt
Organism: Bursaphelenchus xylophilus (pine wood nematode)
Lineage: Eukaryota; Metazoa; Nematoda; Chromadorea; Rhabditida; Aphelenchoididae
Source: the annotation of a GenBank genome assembly